Molecule: messenger RNA, 1981 nt
Organism: Aspergillus uvarum CBS 121591
Lineage: Eukaryota; Fungi; Ascomycota; Eurotiomycetes; Eurotiales; Aspergillaceae
Product: putative glycerol:H+ symporter (Gup1)
Exons: 4
Coding region: 62-1981 (639 amino acids)
Biological process (GO): GPI anchor biosynthetic process
Cellular component (GO): endoplasmic reticulum
Source: RefSeq, a predicted model, not a curated record
UACCCACUCACUCCGUCCACUUCGAGGGGUUCGUCACUCCUCACGAGAUGCUGGCGCCAGAAUGACUCUCUCACUUCUCGCCUGGUUCCGGCGGUUAUACUCCCUCGACACCCUCGAUACUCGUUUUACAGCCUCUGCGACCACUCCCGCCAAAGUCGCCGCGGCUGACGCGCGACCUGCCUCUACCAAAGAUCCCCGUUCUGCUGCCAUUGCCCGCAAUGCCUCGCCUUCGAGAUGGAGCACCUUCGAAUUCUAUAUCUACUACAUCGUUUUCUUGAUCGCUGUGCCAUUGAUGUUCACGACGGUCAUUGCGGUGUCGCAAAAGAGCCAUCCCACUUAUGCCACAUACUCUCACUUACUCGAGGACGGUUGGAUACCCGGUCGCAAAGUUGACAACUCCGAUGCCCAGUAUUCCGGUUUCCGAGAGAACGUUCCUUACCUCCUCAUUCUCCUAGUCGGCCAUCCAAUACUUCGCCGAGCCUACAAUCGAUAUGUCAGCCCAGUCAGCCCAGUCAGCCCAGGCCUGGGCUCUGCAAAGGCCUCUCCGGUCGUCGCAGCUGGAGAUGCCCGCCUCAAGCAACGAAUCGGUUUUGAUUAUUACUUCGCGUUUGUCUUCAUCGUUGCGCUCCACGGCGUUUCCGCUUUCAAGGUUCUCACGAUCCUUUACAUCAACUAUCGAAUCGCCAAAUCGAUGCCCAGAAGAUACAUUCCCGCAGCAACCUGGACAUUUAACAUCGUGACAUUGUUUGCUAAUGAGCUCUGUGGCGGCUAUCCGCUUGAGCGCUUAGCUACUCUCCUUGCACCUUCUUUUGAUGCUACCAAGGAAUUGUCCGCCCUGGUACUCUGGGCUCGUUCGCUCGAUGGCUUUGGGGGUAUCAUCCCCCGCUGGGAGAUUCUGUUCAAUAUCACGGUGCUCCGUCUGAUCAGCUUCAAUAUGGACUACUACUGGAGCCUAGACUACCCCGCUGCAAGUCCCAUUGAAAAGAAGCAACUCGAUCCAGCAGCACUCUCCGAGCGGGACAGGGUCAGUAUCCCGGCCGAGCUGUCCGCUUUCAACGGUCGUUCCUACGUCGCCUACGUGCUUUACGCACCCCUCUACCUGACAGGACCUAUCCUGACCUUCAAUGACUACAUUUCCCAACAAAGAUACGCCCCACCAUCACUGACUACCGCAAGAACAACCCUCUACGGAAUUCGCUUCUUCCUUACUCUCCUCGCGAUGGAGCUGAUCCUCCACUACAUCUACGCCGUCGCUAUCUCCAAAGCCUCACCCGACUGGUCCCUGUAUACAGCCGGCCAACUCAGCAUGCUCGCUUACUUCAACCUGCACAUCAUCUGGCUCAAGCUGCUGAUCCCAUGGCGCUUCUUCCGCUUCUGGGCCCUGGUGGACGGUAUCGACCCUCCGGAGAACAUGAUCCGCUGCGUCUCCAACAACUACUCCGCCCUAGCGUUCUGGCGCGCCUGGCACCGCUCCUUCAACCGGUGGAUCGUCCGCUACCUCUACGUCCCGCUCGGCGGGGGCAGCGGGGCCCAUGGCAGCAGCCGCGACUCCGCCUCGUCCGGGGUAUUCGCCAAGGGCCGUAAGAUCUUCAACACUCUCAUCGUGUUCACCUUCGUCGCGCUCUGGCACGACAUCAACCUGCGCCUGCUCAUGUGGGGCUGGCUCAUCACGUUGUUCGUGCUGCCCGAGGUCAUCGGCGGCCUGCUCUUCCCCGCCAGCCGCUGGCGCUCGCGUCCCACCGCCUACCGUGUGAUCACCGGCGUCGGCGCCGUGGCUAACGUGCUGCUGAUGAUGGUCGCCAACCUCGUCGGCUUUGCGCUGGGGAUCGAUGGGCUCAAGGGCCUGGUGGCGUCGAUCCUAGGCUCCUGGGCUGGCAUCGUGUAUAUCAUCACGGCGUGCUGUGCGCUAUUCGUUGGCAUCCAGGUGAUGUUCGAGAUUCGGGAGGAGGAAGCCCGCGCGGGCAUCAACCUGAAAUGUUGA